Oncorhynchus tshawytscha (Chinook salmon) is the source of this 1356-nucleotide messenger RNA. RefSeq names its product claudin-23. The record is from RefSeq and is a predicted model, not a curated record. Gene Ontology annotation, cellular component: bicellular tight junction; plasma membrane. Gene Ontology annotation, biological process: bicellular tight junction assembly; cell adhesion. The transcript has a single exon. The coding region runs from base 421 to 1221 and encodes 266 amino acids. Lineage: Eukaryota; Metazoa; Chordata; Actinopteri; Salmoniformes; Salmonidae. Gene Ontology annotation, molecular function: structural molecule activity.
GUGAUUGGUUCCUUUCUUGUUAGGCUAAACUGCCAAUAUGUUAUAACUUAAGGAGAUUGACACGAAAAGGCGGUAAUAUAUAUUUGUUUAAUAUAAUGUGCGUGUAUUUUCAAAUAUCAUUAACUAGGCUGAUAUAGCAUACAUAUAGCAUACUGAAGCCCAACAUUUAGAUAAAAAUAUGAAAUGAAAGUCGUAUAAUAGCCUAUAUCAAAUUGGACGAGAUUAGAAGCUGUCUAAAGCAGAUGCAACAGGUGCUCUUUUAAAGUGAAACCACACCCAAUUUAUUAUCACCGUACCACCUCCCCAGUUUCAGUCGGACAAGUUUUUAAGACAACACUCCAGUCUGUCAACUUUAGUUUACUUAGACUGACUAGUGCUGCUGUAUCACCUUAACAAGUUACUAACAGCAGUCCAGAAGCCAUGCCGAGCCACGCGGAGCAGUGGAUCCGCACUUCGAUGCGCACCCCGGGCAUUUUUAUCUUCGGAAUGGUCCUUGCCCCUUGCGGCUGGAUCCUAAACCUCACAGCGACAGUGGCUCCCAACUGGAGAACCAUCAACACUAUCGCCUUACUGCCGGUUGAUACGUUCCUACAACAAGGCAUCUGGGACAUAUGCAAGACGUCCAGUUCGUCCCAAGUAAACCAAUGUAACCAAAAGGACGAGGCGUACUUCAACAACCAGAUUAUAGCGGUCGCCCAGGGCUUGAUGGUAGCGUCUCUGAUAUUGACUCUGAUCGGGCUGGCCACGGCAACCCCCGGGGUAAGGUGCUGGAAAGACCGCCCGAACUGGACAGUAGCCGGGCUGGGGGGAAUGCUCAUCUUUCUGUCUGGAGUCUUGACGAUCAUCCCUAUUGCAUGGUACACUCACAUCUUCAAGGACAUCGCCGCAUCCAGCACCGACAUUCGCGUCGGCUACUGUAUUAUUUUGGGAUACAUCGGGGGCAUCUUCGAGCUACUGGGCGGCUUGGUCAUGUUCAUUGGGAUAUGUCGUUGCUGUGGCGGUAAGAACCGCGGAGAGACGCGAAUCUCGGAGACCACAGCACACUUCAGAAACACCAAACCCCCACCGCGCCGCAUCGAGGUGCCGAGCAUAGCCCGAACCCGGAGUAGCGCUAGCAGCGUCCCAUACUCUAAAGACUCCAUGGAAGACGAGGCAGACUUCCCCCGGGCAAAGAGCACCUCGUACGGAGGAAGACGACCCGCUUAUGACGUUGAUCUGUGAGGUCAUUAUGGUGAAGAGGGCCAGUUGCCAUUGAUAGGUGUGACAUGUAUACUAUAGCACUACACAGUAACAUUACAUAUCUACCAAUGAAGGACAUUUACCUCUACAUGUAGGCAUGUCGUUUUAACCAUAAAA